GAUGAUCAGCCGCCUGUGCGCAUGAGAAAGAAGAAGGUGAAGGACUCUACUGCACCAGCUGUGGAUAUUGGCUCAGUUAAAUCAGAGGAAAGUCUCCAGGUCACAGCAGACAUGAAGCAGGAUCUCUGUGUGACACUUAACACAGAAAAUAUGACUCCAGAUCAACCUGAUAACAAACUUGUCAAAGAGAGCGAUGGCAGUGUAUCAGAGAGAGAUGAAUCCCAAAGCACUCCCAAAUCUAGGCCUGUCUCUGAACUCAUAAAGGAGACCAUUCAACUGCAUGAAAAGCUGCAGCACCAGGACCGGCCAAAGCCAGCUGAAGUCAAGUCUGACGAGCAGGGUCAGUCUGUGAAGGUGGCACAGAUGAAGGCGGCUUUCGACUCAGCUCAGAAAUCCCCGGACAAGGCAGUCGAGAGGAAGCCAUCGAUGCGGAAAGAUAUGAUACGACGAGUCGUACGGCAGAGCAAAUUCCGUCACGUCUUUGGCCAGGCGGUAAAGAAUGACCAAUGCUACGAUGAUAUCCGGGUGUCAAGGGUCACAUGGGACAGCGCCCUCUGUUCAGUCAACCCCAAGUUUGUUGCCCUAAUUGUUGACGCCAGUGGCGGUGGAGCUUUCCUCGUUCUCCCUCUUCAUAAGACGGGACGCAUUGACAAAUCCUACCCCACAGUGUGUGGACACACAGGCCCGGUGUUAGACAUUGACUGGUGCCCCCACAAUGAUCAGGUCAUUGCCAGCGGCUCCGAGGACUGCACAGUGAUGGUGUGGCAGAUUCCUGAGAAUGGCCUUGUCACUGCCAUGUCAGAGCCAGUCGUGGUACUGGAGGGCCACUCCAAGCGUGUUGGCAUCAUCACAUGGCACCCAACAGCACGCAACGUCCUUCUUAGUGCAGGUUGCGACAACCAGAUCAUCAUCUGGAACGUGGGCACAGGUGAGGCUAUGAUUACCCUGGAGGACAUGCACCCUGAUGUCAUUUACAGCGUGUGCUGGAACCGCAACGGUAGCCUUAUCUGCACCUCCUGCAAGGACAAGGCUGUCCGUGUCAUCGACCCUCGCAAGGAGAUGAUUGUCGCUGAGAAGGAGAAGGCACAUGAGGGCGCUCGACCCAUGAGGGCCAUUUUCCUUUCUGACGGCAACAUCCUCACCACAGGUUUCAGUCGCAUGAGUGAGAGACAGCUAUCCCUCUGGAACAUGCAAAACAUGGAGGAGCCCAUGACUGUUAAUGAGAUGGAUACCAGCAACGGAGUGCUCUUGCCCUUCUAUGACCCAGACACCAAUGUUGUUUACCUCUGUGGGAAGGGUGACAGCAGCAUCCGUUACUUUGAAAUCACAGACGAGGCUCCAUAUGUUCACUUCCUCAACACCUUCGCCACCAAGGAGCCACAGAGGGGAAUGGGCUACAUGCCCAAGAGGGGCCUCGAUGUCAACAAGUGCGAAAUUGCGAGGUUCUAUAAACUGCACGAAAGGAAGUGUGAGCCUGUCGUGAUGACUGUACCCAGAAAGUCGGACCUGUUCCAGGAUGACUUGUACCCAGACACGGCUGGACCCGACCCCGCCCUGGAGGCUGAGGAGUGGUUUGAGGGCAAGAAUGGGGACCCCAUCCUCAUCUCCCUCAAGAACGGCUAUGUCCCGGGCAAGAACCGCGAAUUCAAGGUGGUCAAAAAGAACGUUUUGGACAGCAAGGUGAACAAGAACUCAGAGAACUCGACCCCUGCCAACAAGUCUGCCUCCCCGACUCCCUCGAUUAAAUCUGAAGCCAAGCUGGAGGAGAUCUUGAAAGAAAUCAAAUCACUCAAGGACCUGGUCAGCAGUCAGGAGAAGCGAAUCAUCAAACUUGAAGAGCAAAUGUCCAAAAUUGCUAUUUAGGGACCCUUUACCCAACCCGCUACAAUUCAGGACGUUCCAUUGGCUGGGGGGAGGGCGGGACCAGUCACUGCCUAUCUCAAUGACAGUGUUUCGUCUGAGGCCUGCCUAGAAACGAUCCCUAGCAACAUUCCAGAUGAACUUUUUCUUAGCCAACCCCCGACCCUCACUUUAACACAGGUGGAAUAAGGACGUGUGGCAAAUUUAGCAGAAAAUACUCUUUUGCUUUUUGGUGACAAAGGACUCUUUUCCUUUUUAUUGUGUGGCAGUCUUUUUUUUUUUUUUGUCUACUUGCAUUAAAAAAGGUCUUACACAUAUGCCUUUGCAUUUUAGAAAAUUCCAACAUGUCAUCACAUACCUAAAUAUGUUUUUUUAAUGUAGGUGUCAGUGUUUGAUGUUACCAAACCCCAAAAUUGCAAUGUUGCCAAAUUUUGAAAUUUUGUUUACACCUCCUUAACAGUAUUUCUUUCUCUCCAUUUGUGGGAAGAUUCAAAAUGCAAACAGGUACAAUUCAGCGCAGUAGACCGGCUAUCUAAGGAGGAGAAAAUCAUCAACAACCUAAUAAUAAAUUGGACAGUUAUGCGAGGAAGACAGACAUCUCAAACUCUGUAAUUAGUCGGGAAAUAAAUUCAGUUUGGAGUUUAGCUGCCACAGUCUGCACCAAGCACACAGACGUAAACGACAAGUCUCGCCGUCUGUGUUGAAGCUGUUCAAACUAACACCUGCUCUCUGCUGUUUCUUCUCAUUCCUGCUGCUUCCCAUCAUUCUGACUGUGGACAGUAGUCCGCGUAAACGUGCAUUCCUUCCUCUCCUGCUUCAUUAACAUGCACUGUAAAUGACAAACACAUUCCACAAAUCUCAUUGGCAGUUCCUGAUGGGUGGGGGGGAAAUAUACUUCUCUUUCUGUAAACACUCUACUGUAGUGACUCGAGUUAACACUGGUUGGUUUGUUAUUGUGACAUGUACGUGCUGCCCAUGAAAAGACCCAACUGUGGAUUUUUCGACCUCAGCUCUGCUUUGUUUUUGUUCGAGGUUCAGUCACCAGACCUCAGUGUUAGGUAUCCACGGGUUUUUUUCUUUUUGCUAAACACACAAGUGCAGUCAAGUGUAGUCAGAUUAUUUUUUGUCACUGUUCCUUCUGCAUUUGUAAUCCAACUCAGAUGUGUGUUGUCUGUACAAACAAAACAGGAAUAGAUGUGACACAUGACACCAAGUAAUCACACGUUGACUUGACUAUUUAAAAAAAAAAACCAUCUGGUGAUUUAAAAAAACUGGAGAUUGCUACAGAAGCUGUUCAUGAUAGACCUCAAAGGCCUGGAUUGUGUGUGAAUAUGUGCCUCAUGUCUUUGGUCUUUUGGGUACCUGUCACUUUGGAUGUUCCUGCUAUGUUUCUUUACUGGGUGGAGGGGAGGGGGUGGGCUCAUAAAAAGGACUCACAUGAAGAACGUCCAAGACUUGCCUUGAACUUGGACUGAAUUGAAUAGUUGGGUUAAUGCUUCACUGUUAAUUUUAGCCUGUUUCUUGUUCCAGCUGUGCUUAUAUCCCUCUUAGCACAUCCACUUCCUUGUUUUUUAAAGGUUAUUUCUCACAUUUCUGCCCCCCCCUUUUUUUUUCAGUAUAGUUAUUCCAAAAUCAAAAGGAACCAUUGGAAUUGAACCCUCUUCCUGAUGUUUUAGAUUUGUUUCCCAGGGGGAAGCUGAGACGGGUAAAUGGUUCAGUCUGUUAUUUGCCUUUAAUAUUUGUUACCACUGUAAAGACCUGAAAGUGCCAUAGAGGUGACCAUGGAAGUGUUUGUAGGGGACUGUUGUGUGAGUAGAUGUGUGUAGUAAAUGAAGAGUCGAUAGGUGCCCGGAUUUAAAAACCACUUUGAGGUGCUAUACGCUAUAAAGGACCCUGUUCCUUCAGUACUGUAUGUCAGCCCCCUCAAUGACAUCAUGAAGUCCUGCCAGUCCAUCCCACAAUACACCAGGCAGCGAUACUGCUCCGAGGGGCGGUUGCAGGGGAUUUGUUAGAAGCAUUGCACCCCCUGACAUUUUGACACUUUCCACCUUGGUACGGGUAUUCAAAAACAUCUUCGACAAUGAUGUCAAACCGAGAAGCUGUCGGCUGAGCUUGUCAUCGUGGCUUCAAGAUUCAAUCUGAGCAUCGAGUCGUAGAAUAUUAGUGGCAGAGUGCUACAGAAAUGUGGGUCUGACACAAAUUAUACUGCCCUAUCUUGUAUAUCAGACUGCCACUCUGGGUUUAUUUUUUUUUAUAGCACUGUUGGCACGAGAGCUCAGAUUUGAGGAGUUAGUAGUGAAUAGCGAUCCAAAGGGACACUGUAGGUUGGAGAAAUGUGCAGUUGAAAGAUAGAUGUAUGUUUGUAAUUAAGGUCUAGAGAAAUGAGUGAAAGCUGUGUAAAUAACAUGACCAUAUUUUCUGUAUUUUUUUUUUUUAUUAUUAUUUUUUUCAUUUUGUGGUUGUGCUGAAGAGGGUAUUUGUAUGGGAGGUGGGUUUUAAAUGUUUCCCCUUGUCUGUGUUCCCUGCACCUUGCCAUAAUGCAUCAUGAGAAAAGCAGAGCCUCUGUUACGUCGGAGCUCUCACGAAUAUCAAGAAAGAAAAUCAGAUGAAAACGAACCAGGAUGAAGCCUCGUGUGGAGGCCUGCUCAGCAUUUUUGUUCAUUAUUCUUGCUUCAAGUAUCAAACAUUGAUUAUAAGAAAAAUUAAUAAAGAAUUUUUAAAAUGGA
Larimichthys crocea (large yellow croaker) is the source of this 4586-nucleotide messenger RNA. It is a transcript of the gene coro1ca, whose product is annotated as coronin, actin binding protein, 1Ca. Gene Ontology annotation, molecular function: actin filament binding. Gene Ontology annotation, biological process: neural crest cell migration; actin filament organization. The record is from RefSeq and is a predicted model, not a curated record. The transcript is spliced from 11 exons. NCBI's taxonomy places the organism in Eukaryota, Metazoa, Chordata, Actinopteri, Sciaenidae. The coding region runs from base 22 to 1863 and encodes 613 amino acids.